Messenger RNA from Gigantopelta aegis, 946 nucleotides. RefSeq lists its product as uncharacterized. The record is from RefSeq and is a predicted model, not a curated record. The coding region runs from base 12 to 620 and encodes 202 amino acids. NCBI's taxonomy places the organism in Eukaryota, Metazoa, Mollusca, Gastropoda, Neomphalida, Peltospiridae. The transcript has 6 exons.
GUUACUUCAACAUGUUCGUGUGUAUCAUUUUGAUUGCCUAUGCUGUGGUAGCCGACGCUACCGUAAAUGACCCAUGUAAAACGGGAACCGACUGCGCCAAAGACGAGUGUUGUGUGGUUGUCAUACCUCGAAAAGGAAAACGUUUUAGCCUGACUCCCACCUGUCAGAAACUGGGCACGGAAAACGUAAACACCGACUGUUAUGUUAAAAGCCACAUGUCUCCAACUAUGACGCAGUACAUAGAUAAAUGUCCGUGUACUCCGGGCCAUGAAUGUGUUUCAACUGGAAUCAUUGAAGUGCCACAAGGAGAACAUGGUAAAUGUACGCGUCAGAUGGUCUGGGGAAAGCGACAAGACAAGCAUCCAUGUCAUACUGGUGCUGACUGUGCUGAUGACGAGUGCUGCGUUUCUAACGUGAGACUUAUUGGCAAAAGAAGUUUAUUCAAUUCGGGGCACUGUGAAAAAAUGGGAACAAGACAUUCCCAAUGUCUUGUGAGGUAUGCUAGUCAUUCUGGCAAGCCAGAUCAACAGGUGUUUCAGUGCCCAUGUUCCGUCGGACUAAAGUGUGUCGGAAUUCAUCAGUUCGACAUCCCUCUUGGAGAAAUAGGUCAAUGUCAGUAAACUACUAUUGACAAUGCAAGAGCCAAAUAGGAGCUGUUAUAUAUAUACUGAUGAAAAAAAAUAAGGGAACACAUUUUAUUUGAGACCAACUUUAUAUCACUACAAGAGUAGUUAGGUCUGUAUAAAAUACAUAGAUGUAGUGUGGGACUGAAUCGCACUACUGUGGGAUUGUCUGCCCAUUCACAUUGUUAACUUCCUGAUACUGUCGAUAGGAGUUUCAGCUGCAGUGAAUAUUUGCUUUUACUACAUAUGUGUUUUCUUUUUUGUUUUUCCCCAUCAGUAUAUCUUACUAAAAUAUUAAUAAAUUAUAUGUUUAUUAAACAUCA